Xenia sp. Carnegie-2017 is the source of this 868-nucleotide messenger RNA. RefSeq lists its product as uncharacterized. The record is from RefSeq and is a predicted model, not a curated record. NCBI's taxonomy places the organism in Eukaryota, Metazoa, Cnidaria, Anthozoa, Malacalcyonacea, Xeniidae. The transcript is spliced from 4 exons. The coding region runs from base 47 to 769 and encodes 240 amino acids.
GUCAGUUGACAGUUAAAAAUCAAACCAAACAGAUUUGCAAGCAGCCAUGGCAUCCGUAAAAACUUGGCUUUUGAUGACUUCGUGUAUUUUAUUGUUACAAUUCAGCUUUGGCAAAAAAUUACCGUUGUGCAACAAUGGCACGGAUUUGUUGCAACUCAAAAGUAUUUUCCAGAGAAGCAUUUCAAAUUCAUUGUAUAAAAGAGGAGAGUCGGCUUGGACAAUGAAUUGUGCUCAUGCUUCUAUCAUCAAAGACGAAAACAGCCGAAGUUACUUCUCAUCUCAAAUUUAUGAGUGUUGCAAAAGUUGUGAAAGUCCUACUUUUGCUACCUGCGAGUACAAUGCAAAUCCCGACUGGCAGUGCGGCAGUGAAGCAUAUGAUUGUGUGUUUGGUUGCCGUGACGAGGAUAGCGUGUUGGAAGCAGUUGUCGGUGCGAGCAAAAAUGGUCUGCGUAGGAAACGCGAGGUGACAGUGGAUACAGAGUCGGAGGUAAACGUUACAAGUGAAGAGGCUGUGAUCGUGAAGAAGAAACUAAAACGUUUGCGAAUGGAGAAGAAGUGCUACAAAAAACAAUGUACAACCGAGAAUGGAGUGAAGACUUGCUGUCGAAUUCCUACAUGUAUCGAAGUGACAGGUUAUAAAGGCAAGAUUAAAAUGAAGAAAACAGGUAGAAAAAGUCAAGAUCAGAAAAGAAUCUUCAAAUGGAAACGACGACAUGAUUUGUAUCGAUUUGAACCAGCUUCCUCACAUAAACGCGCAUACAUUUUAUAAUCAUUUUAAGUCUUUUUGACAGUGUAGCUACGAAAUCAAACGAUAAUGAAAAUGUAGUCAUACUUGAUUUAAAAAGAAUAUAUAAAGCACUCUAACUUA